Molecule: messenger RNA, 1157 nt
Organism: Pyrus x bretschneideri (Chinese white pear)
Lineage: Eukaryota; Viridiplantae; Streptophyta; Magnoliopsida; Rosales; Rosaceae
Product: deoxypodophyllotoxin synthase-like
Exons: 3
Coding region: 1-945 (314 amino acids)
Molecular function (GO): dioxygenase activity
Source: RefSeq, a predicted model, not a curated record
AUGAGUGUCACAAGUGUUACCCAAACGGUACCCAAAAUUCCAGUAGUAGAUUUCUCCCAAGAGGAUUGCUUGAAGCCAGGGACAAGUUCUUGGCUCUCAGUACGUGGGAAUGUUUGCCGUGCACUCGAAGAGUUUGGUUGUUUCAUGGCAGUCUUGCCCAACAAAGUUUCACCUGAGCUUCACGACAGCAUGUUUGGGACAUUAAAAGAGCUGUUUGAUUUCCCAAUUGAAACUAAAGCGCAAACUCCGCAGGAACAACCAUUAAUUGAUGGUCAUGUAACGGGGCCUUUCCAUGAAAGCUUGGCAACUGGUACAGACAGUGAAAAAUCGCGAAUAUUCGAACAUCAUUUUUGGCCUAAUGGAAAUGAUCAAUAUCGUGAGACUGCUGAUGCGUAUAGAAGAGUGAUGGCAGAACUAAAUCAAGCGGUGACAAGAAUGGUAUUCGAAAACUACAACGUAGAAAAACACCUUGACGAUCACCUUCAAUCGACUGUGUCCACUCUCCGCUUUAACAAAUAUAAGAAACCUGAGAAAAUCGGAACUGGACAGGGUCUAUCCGGGCAUACAGACAAGACUUUAACUACCAUACUCCACCAAAAUCAUGUCAAAGGUCUUGAGAUAUAUACAAAAGAUAACAAAUGGAUUGGUUUUGAUCCUUUGCCUUCGUCCUUCCUAUUCAUGGCAUGUGAUGGAUUUCAGGUUUGGAGCAAUGACAGAAUACCAUCUUGUAAACAUAGAGUCAAUUUGAAGGAGAAUGAGGAAAGAUACUCGUUUGGACUAUUUUCAUACUUGGAAGGAGUGACACGCGCGCCGGACGAGCUUACCGCAGACGACCACCCCGUGAAGUAUAAGCCAUUGCAUAUGUUGGAUUAUGUUCAAUUUUAUGUGGCCAAUUAUCGUAACGUUGGAGCUGGGUUUUCUGUCAAGGAAUAUUGCGGGGUUUGAUUUCCAUGCUCGAAGGCUCCAAGCUUAGCUUAUCCCCUAUUGUCUUUUUUUUUUUUAUGUAUUGUGUUUUUUCUUUCUUGUUUUAGCAACCAUGUUGUGUGUUAUGUCAUUAAUGUUGCUAUAUUUUAAAUAAAUUUAUCAUCACUUGAAAAUAGUCAUCAUCUUGUACUAAUAACUACCAAUUUCCAUCAAAUAUCAAAUUCAUAAGAGUU